AUGUUUUCGAAAACAUAUUUAACUGGUGCAAGCAAUUCUGCCAAGAAAGCUAAGUCGCCGGUUGUAUAUUUGGAUAUACGGGUAGAUUCCCCAUAUAAAGAUAUCAUUAUUUUGCAAGGGUCACCAUUAGAGACAGAUCCAUAUAUUUUAAGUGGUAAGUUGGUGUUUUCCUUGAAUGAUGAUGUUGUAGUCAAGAAGGUUUCAUUAAAAUUUACAGGUGUUUUUAAAUUGGAAUUUAUGCAAUAUGGUCGUUUUAAAAAUGCCGGUAAAUUAGCUUCUGUAAUAAAGGAGAAAGAUAAGAUAUUUGAGGCUACGUUUGAUAAUUUAUUGAUUUCCCCCCAGGGGACAAUAACAAUAGGAUCAGACACAAGACACAACUCUAUGUAUAAUACUGAGGAACCUGGAAAUUCGACGUCAAAUUUUGAUGGUAUGGCAAGAACAAGUCCAAAUGUAUACACUAAUGACAAUGCUAGAGAUAGUACGCCAAAUUUGGAAUCAUCUGAUAAUGAUAGAAGUCAAGCGAGUAAAAGUAAAUAUUUAUCCUCUGGUCUAUCUAAAUUAAUUAAAAAGAGUUCAUUUUAUGGAGCUAAUGUAUUAGAACUUCCUAUCAGUGGUACCAGUGGAACUCCAUACGCUCAUAUGCGGGAAGAGUUGAAUUCAAUGUCGUCUUCUACACAGAUUCAAUUUCAAUUGCAAAAGGGAAACUAUGAACUUCCCUUUAAAGUCAUGCUUCCUCGUGAAAUACCCGAAACAAUAGAAGGACUACAAAGUGCUAGUAUAUUAUAUAACUUUGAAGCCCAUAUCGAAAGAGCCAGAAAAGCUAAGGGUUUUACUUCCAUAAUACGAGAUGACAACGAUAAUUAUUUAAAUGAGAACUUAAGUUUGGCAAUGACAGGAACCAGCUCAAAUAUGUCCUUUUAUACCUACAAAUGUUUCAAAUAUAUGAGGAUAUUUCGGACGUUGAGUUUUGAUAAUCUUGCGAUUCAAGAGGAAAUGAAGGUCGGAAACACAUGGGCUAAUAAAUUACAGUAUGAGGUUAGUAUUCCGAGUAGAGCCAUUCCCAUUGGCGGGUAUACCCCGAUCAGCAUUAAGAUAUUCCCCUUCCAAAAGAAUUAUAAGCUUGAAAAGAUCACUGCUACGCUUGUUCAAUUCUAUUCGAUGAAAGAUUGCAGUAAUACAUUUUAUGAUGACAGUGUAAAUACUUUUAAACAGUCUAUGACCGAUUUCGAUGGAUUUGUAACCAUCAAUGAAAGAACCGGGACAUUAAUUGAGAAAGUUGAAAUAGAUUCAAUGAUAAAAAUACCAGACGAUUUAAAAAAAUUAACCCAGGAUUGCGACAUCGUGAAUGAACUUGUUCAAGUACGACACAAAUUGACCAUCCAGAUAUUUAUGAAAAGAAUUGCCGAAAACGGCGAGCAAAAGACAUUAGAAAUAAAAGCAAACCUUCCCGUACUGCUGUAUGUUUCGCCACAGUUUGGUAUUAAAGGUAGAUACGUGAUAUUAGAUAAGAUUGAAGGAAAUAUCCACUUCAGAUCCGGGAAAUUUGUUAAUUUAUUCAAUGAUGGCAGUGCUAAUGAUAUAAGUGGCAUGACGGCAGCAGCUGUCAACAAUUCAAAUCCCUUGUUUGUCGAUAACGCAGCACCUCCAAAUUACCGCGACAGAACAAAAGAUAAAUUAAUUCAUUAUAAUACUUCAACUUCGACUGGGAUGGGAAGCGUGUUGGAAACCCAAACGGCGGACACAAAUGCAGCUGCGCCGGAUGACGAAACGAGCAACGAACCCAGAAGCACUGUGAAGGAGGAAACUCGUGAGAAUAAUCGGAUUAUUCCGCUAAGUGCCGUGCCGACAUAUGAACAGACUAUGAAUGAGACAACGGUAAACGCAAGCACAGGCAGCAUGACAAUUACUACAAUAACCACUACGCCGGGUGCGAUCCAUGGAAAUGUACAUCCAACGACAACGACAACGAGAGUGAUGGAUAACACAAGCAAUAGUGCACACGCGUCUACGACUACUGAAUCGAACGCAAUUUACAUGGUGCCCUCGCAUGAAUUAGCCCCGAGAUAUUACUAG
Messenger RNA from Tetrapisispora phaffii CBS 4417, 2073 nucleotides. RefSeq names its product Art5p (gene ART5). Gene Ontology annotation, biological process: ubiquitin-dependent endocytosis. The transcript has a single exon. Bases 1 to 2073 code for a protein of 690 amino acids. NCBI's taxonomy places the organism in Eukaryota, Fungi, Ascomycota, Saccharomycetes, Saccharomycetales, Saccharomycetaceae. The record is from RefSeq and is a predicted model, not a curated record. Gene Ontology annotation, cellular component: cytoplasm; plasma membrane; cytosol. Gene Ontology annotation, molecular function: ubiquitin protein ligase binding; protein-macromolecule adaptor activity.